Molecule: messenger RNA, 759 nt
Organism: Mycosarcoma maydis (corn smut)
Lineage: Eukaryota; Fungi; Basidiomycota; Ustilaginomycetes; Ustilaginales
Exons: 1
Coding region: 1-759 (252 amino acids)
Source: RefSeq, a predicted model, not a curated record
AUGUCAGGACAAUUUCGCCUUCACCCCGAGCCUGGAACCGAGCGCCAUAGCCCGUUCCGUCCGUGGCGCAAUGCGUACUCCACGAUCCGCAAUGGCGGCAUUGGGAGCGGUUUACUUCUCCCUCACGUGCUCAUGCCCAUUUAUGGCGUCUAUGUUGUCCUCCACAGAUCCGGCUACUGGACAGCCGAAUUUGAACGUGGUCUUGCUACCCUCAUUUCUCUGAUUCAGGGAAUAUCAUUUGGCUCGGUCAUUGCGCUGUCCAUCGUUCGCUACAGCGCCUCAGGCAAGGCCAUCAAGGGUCGACGAAUCAAAAACACGGCAACCGACGAAGAAGACUCAAAACAGCAUCGCAUCGAGAUGGCUCUUCGCUUCAGCAUCUACAUCUUUGUUGCCACUAUCCUGUGGGAAUACCUUGUCCACUCCAAGUACUCGCCCGUUGCUGACGAACAAGCGCGUGAGACCUCUUCGGGCUUCUUGACCGCCACAGGCUCUUUGCGCAGAUUCUUCAACAACGAGAGCUUCCUCCCUCAAGCUCAAGAGAGUCGCGAUGCAACUUCGGGUCUUGGUCUCAACUACGAUCUGCAUGACAGGGCGAAACAGUUCAAAAAGGCCAUCGACAACUCGCCUCGCAUCCGCAUCCCUGGCACUACUGCGCCACAGAAGAGCAUCUUCCUCGAGACAUACGAAAAAAUCUGGAAAAGGAUCACCAGCGGACCUCGCCCCGGUCUCUUUGAAAUCGGACCCAAGAACUGGAAGUAG